AACCCACUCAGCCUCAAUAAUCAAUCCCACUCACCUCAAAGAUCAAGAUACACACACAUUAUAACAAAAUACGAAGAUGCCCUCAACAACAACCCCCCACCCCACGCAGCGAGAAAUCGAACCCCACCCAUCACCCCCACAAGACCCAAAAACCCACAAACCAAGCUACGCGCCGAACCCCUCAACCUCCGUCCCCUUAUCCCCAACCCGCCAAGCAAUCCAAACCCACAUCCUGAACCUCUACAGCGGCGCAGCCUCGGAGUCCGAUAUGGCCGUGUACGCGGAGCAAGCCGUGUACGACGACCCGCUCAGCUACUGCGACACGCGGUACAAGAUCGCGGGCCAGUGGUACGGGAUCCCGAACUUGUUCGCGCGGUCGGAGACGCUGGCGACGGAGGUGGUGGUCAACAGUGAGGAUGAGUUGGUUUGGAAGCAGAGGCAGCGGUAUACGCUUGCUGGGGUGCAUGUGUCGAAGACGGUGGAUAGUUUGGUGAGUCUGCGGUUGGAGCAUCAAAAUGCUGGGGAGAAGGUGGUUUAUCAUAAGGAUAUGUGGGAUGAGGAGGAUUAUGAUCAUGGUGGGUUUGGGGCUUGGAUUAAGAAGGUUAAUGGGGAUCUGUUGACGCAUAUUACGAAGCCGCCUGAGUCGAUUUAGUUGGAGUUGUGGUGUUGUGGUUGGAUGGGAAGGGGGAGCAGGAGCUUUCUGGGGUGGAUGUGGCAUUGGGUGGAGUACCUUGGGUCUUGUAUUUGCAGGAUAAACGGAUCAUGGCGUUGUUUCUCAAAGGAUCAUCAACACAUCUCGAAAUGGCAGUGGCCUCGAAGGAGCGGACAAAGUUUAGGGAAAAGCCAGCUGCUAAAAUUGAUGGUAACGCUGGGCCAUGAGGAGCCGUAAUCGGGUAAUAAUCCGAGGGGAGCCUUAGGGACAUUCCUGACUGUACAUGAACAAGAGGGAGAAAAUGUAAAGGGC
This is a messenger RNA of Aspergillus homomorphus CBS 101889, 964 nucleotides long. RefSeq lists its product as uncharacterized. Bases 77 to 652 code for a protein of 191 amino acids. The record is from RefSeq and is a predicted model, not a curated record. Lineage: Eukaryota; Fungi; Ascomycota; Eurotiomycetes; Eurotiales; Aspergillaceae. The transcript is spliced from 3 exons.